AUGUUCUCACUCACAUCUCAGAUUGUGGUGCUCCUCCUCGCCGCAUCCGCGUGGACGGCCACCACUCCAGAUGGCACCUGCGGUCUUCUGAAAGGCGGCGCCAACAAGGGAUAUACUUGCUUGAACGAUAAGCCAUGCUGUUCUAGCAGCGGGUAUUGUGGCACGACGGACGACUAUUGCCUCUCUUCCUACGGCUGCCAAGGGCCGUACUCCAACGCAACGGCGUCCUGUUACGCACCCAAGAACGGCACUACUAUUUCGCCGGAUGGAACUUGUGGGCUUGUCUCCGCUGGGAAAUAUGGAUAUAAAUGUCCAGCUACAGGAUCGACCUGUUGCUCUGUGGCCGGCUACUGUGGCAAUACGACGGCGCAUUGCACGGCUGCCAACGGCUGCCAAGCUGCCUAUGGAAAGUGUACUUGA
Neoarthrinium moseri is the source of this 420-nucleotide messenger RNA. RefSeq lists its product as uncharacterized. Bases 1 to 420 code for a protein of 139 amino acids. Gene Ontology annotation, molecular function: chitin binding. The record is from RefSeq and is a predicted model, not a curated record. The transcript has 2 exons. NCBI's taxonomy places the organism in Eukaryota, Fungi, Ascomycota, Sordariomycetes, Amphisphaeriales, Apiosporaceae.